Schistocerca serialis cubense is the source of this 1956-nucleotide messenger RNA. RefSeq names its product kelch domain-containing protein 4. NCBI's taxonomy places the organism in Eukaryota, Metazoa, Arthropoda, Insecta, Orthoptera, Acrididae. The record is from RefSeq and is a predicted model, not a curated record. Gene Ontology annotation, molecular function: protein binding. Bases 132 to 1790 code for a protein of 552 amino acids. The transcript is spliced from 9 exons.
GCAGACAUGAAACAAUCGAAUAGCGACACGAGAGUGUUAUGUUUGUUUAUGUUUUGCUGCCCACAUGGUGUGCAAUCGUAGUGUUGUAGCGUAAAUUGUUUGAGGAAGAGUAACAGUAACAACCGUGUGCCAUGGGCAAGAAAGAUAAAAAUAAGAAAAAGGGGAAGGGAGCUGAGAAAACCGCUGCGAAGACAGAGAAGAAGCUGUCUCAGAAACAGAAGAAAGAACUCGCUGCAAUUGGUGAAGAUGAUAUUGAAAAAAUUGUUGCCCAAAUCGAAAAAGAAGAGCAGAAGAAAAUGCAAACUGUGGAACUGCGUGUCGGCCCACCAAGCAGAAGAGUGAACUUUUCUUUUGUUCCCCAUCCUGAAAAGGAUGAGCUUAUUUUAUUUGGCGGAGAAUAUUUUAAUGGACAAAAAACGGAGAUGUACAAUGAUCUCUUCUUUUACAACAUCCCACGCAACGAGUGGGUGUUAGUUAAGUCGCCAGGAGCUCCUCCACCACGCAGUGGUCACCAGGCUGUUGCUGUAGCAGCUGGGAAAGGGCAGCUGUGGAUUUUUGGUGGGGAAUAUGCCAGCCCUUCACAGUCUCAAUUCUAUCAUUACAGAGACCUUUGGGUUUACCAUUUAGCUACAAAAAAGUGGGAGAAGAUAAGUGCUCCUGGAGGACCAAGUGCUAGAAGUGGACAUAGAAUGGUAAAUGUGAAGAAAAAACUCAUGGUGUUUGGUGGUUUCAGAGACAAUGUAAGAGAUUACCAAUAUUUUAAUGAUCUUUAUGCUUUUAAUAUGGAGGAUUACACAUGGAAAAAAUUAGAACCAUCAGGUACUGCUCCUGUUCCACGAUCAGGAUGUCAGAUGCUUGCACUCUCAGACAACAGAAUAUUGAUCUUUGGAGGUUAUCAUAAAGAAAAACUCAAGAAAGAUGUUGAUAAAGGAGUGAUCCAUACGGACAUGUUCUUGUUGUCCAUGGACAAACAUGACCAAAGUGGCACAAAGUGGAAGUGGCAGCCAAUCAAACAAUCAGGAUCAGUGCCUAUGAGAUGUGGUGUCUCUGUUGCAAUGGCCACAGGAAAUAAGGCUUAUACAUUUGGUGGUGUGUGUGAUACUGAAGAAACAGAGGAAGAAUUGGCUGGCACAUUCUACAAUGAUCUGCAUGCAAUUGAUCUUGAGAAAAUGUCAUGGAGGAAAGUUACUUUAUGUAAGAAAGAUAUGACAACAUCAAAAAGAAGAAGAAAAAAGGAAAAAGAUGUUGCUGGUGGUGAUGAAGUAGAAAGUGAAGGAGAGAGUGCAGAAGAAAUGGAUGUUUCCCCAACAGAGACAGAAGUAAAUGAGGAAUGCACUACUGUUGCUGAUGAUGGCGUUUUCAAAGUCACUAUUGGGAAACCUGUGCCCUCUGUUCACAGUACAACAGAAGAAACAAUUGUUAAUGAAACUAACACUUUUUUUCCUUCACCUAGAAUUAAUUGUGGCCUUGCCAUUAAGCGAAGUGUGCUCUACUUGUACGGUGGCAUGGUGGAAGAUGGAGAUAAGGAGUUUACAUUGUCAGAUUUUUACACCUUAGACCUCCAUAAGCUGGAUGAAUGGAAAACCCUCAUAACAAGUGACUUAGCCACACAAGAAUGGAUUGCUUCAGACAGUGAAUCGGAUGAAAGUGAUGAUGAUGAGGAGGAGGAUGAAGAUGAAGAUGAAGGUGAAGAUGAGGAUGAUGAAGAUGAUGAAGAGGAAGAAGAGGGUACUGCCAGCAAAAAAACUGAAAACAAUGACAAAAAUAAUUUGAAAAUGGAAACAGACUGAUUGUGACUGACCAAGUUUUGUUGUUAUUUAAAAACUUUUUUUUUUUUUUUCAAAUACAUUAUCACAUAUUUUCGAAAAAAUAUGUGGGAGGUCACUUUUAUUCCCUUACACAUAUGCACACCCAACCGAAUGUGAUGUUCCCAUGUAUGCAGAUAAUCUGUUUAAA